This is a messenger RNA of Phytophthora infestans T30-4, 414 nucleotides long. RefSeq lists its product as uncharacterized. Lineage: Eukaryota; Oomycota; Peronosporomycetes; Peronosporales; Peronosporaceae. Bases 1 to 414 code for a protein of 137 amino acids. The record is from RefSeq and is a predicted model, not a curated record. The transcript is spliced from 2 exons.
AUGGACCCGGCGACGCAGCUCCGACGUCAACCUAGCGGCCCAAUCACGGCGGCGCUCGCACGCGGCUCGUCCACACGCCAGCAGGCAGGCGCUAACGCCGAUGCGUCUCAGUAUUUCACGCGACUGGAGCUCAAGACGCGCCUCACUACGCUGCAACUCCAGCUUCGUCACCUGCUGGUACAAACCAAGUUGGCCUGGAUGCGAUGCUUCGGCGAGUCUCGCACAACGGCGACCCGCGCCGCCGCCCUGCAGAUGGUACAGCUCGGCGAGGGAUUGACAGCUAGUCUUUCGCGUGCCUUCGACUUGGCGGCAGGUACAGCGACUGCACCGCUGUCCGAGUACCAGGCGCUAGUCAAGAGGGUAGAGUCCGAGAUGGCUACGUUUCAGAGCCUCGUCGGGAGUAGAAACCGGUGA